This is a messenger RNA of Brassica rapa (field mustard), 3175 nucleotides long. RefSeq lists its product as uncharacterized. The record is from RefSeq and is a predicted model, not a curated record. Lineage: Eukaryota; Viridiplantae; Streptophyta; Magnoliopsida; Brassicales; Brassicaceae. Gene Ontology annotation, molecular function: zinc ion binding; protein binding.
UAGAGUAGCAGAUCUACAAGAGUUUUCCAAAGCAACCCCUCGAAACAAAUUUGUUCGAUGUAGUGGACCUUUUCUUUAAUUUAUUUUUGUGGACACCCAACCCUAAUUCGUUUCUUCCCCACAACUCUCAUCUUCUCGCGGCCCCAACCCUAGUCUUUCCAAUCCCUCAGCUCUUCGAUUUUUUGGAUUUUAUUUUUUGUGGGUAUGGGAAAAGGUAAGCUUAUACUGAUCUGUCAAUCUGGCGGCAAGUUUGUGACGGACGAUGAUGGGACAAUGACUUAUACUGGAGGAGAGGCAGAAGCUAUAGAUAUUAAUCAUGAAACUUCUUUUCAUGACUUUAAGCUCAAACUGGCCAAACUAUGGAACUUGGACUUUGAUUCUUUGUCCCUCAAGUAUUUUCUCCCCGGAAACCGAACAACCCUUAUCACCAUGAGACAAGAGAAAGACAUGAAGAGGAUGUAUGAUUUUCAUCUGAGCUCCGUCAGCGCUGAAGUUUUUGUAACAGGACAAGAAGGCUUCCACUCUCAAGCACCUGCUAACUGGUCUGAUAAUAUAGCAGUGAGAGCAGACACUACACUUAUAGCAUAUGGGAAUGUAGCUAAUGUACCCAUUGAAGUUGCCACAGAAGACAACAGCCUCGUUGAUGUUAGUUUGAUAUCUAGAAAGGUCGUCGCCCCCGGGUUUACUUCUGAAUCCAGUGGUCUUGUUGAGAUUCCUGUAACCGUAUCGACUGGUCCAGUGGUACCAGCCAAAUCAACUUCGAAGAAACCCAAGCGGAAAGGGAAGACGACCAGUCUUGCUUCCAGUAACUAUAAACUGACUCCCAGAAGUUCCAAACAAACAGUGAUGGGUUCAAAAAGCUCCUCUCCGAUGUCCCCUGCGAGUGUUAGUAAACGAAGACGUGUGAUGGAAGAACCCAGCAUGUUGCUCCAGGAUGAAAACGCCGGCGAGACAAGGAGAAGAUCCUUAAGAAACAGGGGAGAAAUUCGAAAGCCUGUAAUAGAAACUGAUGAGGAUGAAUAUCUCUUAAGUGACGAAGAUGAUGCUCACGAUAAUCUUGAUGUAGAUGAUGACAAGGACUACGUGCAGGAUAUUGAUGCCUAUUACCCUGAAACCGAGGAUGUUGACUCUGAACCCCAGAUGAUGAAUUAUUCCAUCGCUGGUGUUAAGGAUGGUUCUGUAGAGAGCUUGGUAGCCUCAUGGAAACUUUGCAUUACCGGCGUGGGUCAGGGAUUCGAGAGUGUCGUUGAGUUUCGUGACGCGUUGCAGAAGUACGCCGUUGCUUGUCGUUUUGGGUACAGGUUAAGGAAGAAUGAAUCGAACCGAGCGUGUGGGGUUUGUUUGGUUGGAGGCUGUCCUUGGAAGAUUUAUGCAUCAUGGGUACCAUCAGAAAGCAUGUUUAGGAUAAAGAAGUUUAACAGGAGGCAUACAUGUGGGGGAGAAUCUUGGAAGUCUGCUCAUCCAAAAAAGAACUGGGUGGUGAGUAUCAUCAAGGAGAGGCUGCAGGAGAAUCCAAAUCAGAAGACUAAGAACAUCGCCGACUCCAUCUUUCAAGAUUUUGGUAUUGAGCUGAGUUAUUGCACCAUUAGACGAGGCAUUGAUGAAGCCAAAGGAGGGCUUCACACAUCAUUCAAAGACGCAUAUAAGCAUUUGCCUCUUUUUGUGAAUAAGGUUGUUGAGACAAACCCUGGAAGUAUAGUUGAUCUUGUGGUUGGUGAGGACAAGAGAUUUCAGCGGCUUUUUCUGUCUUUCCGGUCUUGUAUAAAUGGGUUUCUAACUGGUUGCAGGCCGCUUCUUUUCCUUGAUGCCAUUCCCUUUAAGUCGAGGUAUCAUGAGAUUUUGUUAACAGCUUCUGCCUUGGAUGGAGAUGAUGGUGUGCUUCCAGUGGCAUUAGCCCUUGUUGAUGUGGAAACUGACGAAACUUGGCGUUGGUUUCUUGAACAAGUAAAGGUAGCUGUGCCAAGUUUACGACCCCUUACCUUCGUCUCUGACCGUGAGAAAGGCCUAGUGAGUUCUGUGUUGGAGAUUUUCGAGAACGCACAUCAUGGUUAUUCCAUUCAUUACUUGAUGGAGGAUUUUAUGAGAAGCCUGAGAGGUCCGUUUCUUGGAGACGGGAAGCCAUCCUUAUCGUACUAUCUACUGGCUGCAGCACGUGCUGAUCGACUUGAUGGGUUUAAGGUAUACACUGAGCAGAUAAAACGAGUGUCUCCGAAAGCUUAUGAUUGGGUAAUGGAGAUUGAAGGAAAGCACUGGGCCAAUGCGUUGUUUGAAGGUGAACCAUACAGCCACAUAACCUCAGAUGUGGGAGAGAUCUACUCGAAAUGGAUUGAAGAAAUUCAGGAGACAUCAAUCGUCCUGAAGCUUGUGGUGUUUGUGAGUAGAAUCGUGGAGUUGGUUAACAGUAGCCAGGAGAAGUCAAGAGAGUGGUUCAGCCACCUUGUGCCAUCUAAGGAGGAAAGUCUAGUGGAAGAAUGCAAGAAAGCAAGCACGCUUAAAGUUUUCUUUUGCUCCGACACACUUUUCGAGGUUCACGAUGGGUCUGUUCAGCUCGUGGACAUGAGUAACCAAACAUGCAGCUGCUUCGGGUGGAAGCCCACUGGUCUUCCUUGCCAGCAUGCGAUUGCUGUCCUAAACACCAAAGGCAGAAAUGUUUAUGAGUACUGUUCAAGUUUCUUUACAGUUGAGAGUUACCGUUCAACGUAUUCAGAGGCUCUGGGGCCAGUUGCGAUCGACUUACCUUCAGUGGAGAAUGAAGGGAGCAGCAAGGAAGAGGAAGAACAAGUACUUCCGCCUCUGUUUUCGCGGGUUCAGGGAGUGGACAAAAGAAUCAAGGACAGGAAAAGAGGACGAUCCGUGUGCUGUACAAAGUGUGGAGGAGUAGGACAUAACAAGGCUACUUGCAAGGAUGAUUGAUCAUUCUUGUGUUUGGCCUGUUUCUGGUCAUUACAUUUGUACAGAGGUUUGCAUCUUUCUUCAUAGAUUUUGUUUGGAACCACAAGAAGAUCCGGUAAGGAUUUCUCUCUCCCUUUUCUUGCUCUCACCUUUAUUUAGUGUAUAAAGUAAUAAACUCAGGAAAGUGUUAUGCUUUGUGGUUAUGUGUUGCUUUGGAUACACUAAUACCUUUUUAUAGUCUUUCUAACAGUUAUUUGACUACAGCUAAAUUUUCUUUCUUCCC